This is a messenger RNA of Penicillium malachiteum, 858 nucleotides long. RefSeq lists its product as uncharacterized. The record is from RefSeq and is a predicted model, not a curated record. The transcript has a single exon. NCBI's taxonomy places the organism in Eukaryota, Fungi, Ascomycota, Eurotiomycetes, Eurotiales, Aspergillaceae. Bases 1 to 858 code for a protein of 285 amino acids.
AUGCAAAACUUCAUCCUCGCAAGGUUUACGGAACAUUUGAAGGCUGCUUUCAAACCAUCGCACGAUGAGACCUUGACCACUGAGCCAGUGAAUUCAAACGACCAAUCCAUUGAGAGAGACAAGCAACAUGUGCUAGCCACAAAGACAGAUUCAGUAAUAAAUAUCUCGCCUGUCGUCAUCCGGUGUCUUCGAAAUUUAAACCAGCUUGUGACCAAAGACUUGUCGUCCUUCGAAUCAGAAGUACCGCAAGCGCUAUGGAAAGAUGAACUGGGCCGCCUGCGAGUUUGGGCUGCAAAUAUUGGGGCGCCUCAAACUGGUAAAUCGUCGCUAGACUAUCGAUUACGAGAUGCAUCUCAUAUCAAAAAGCAAAUGAUCCGCCUUCUUCAGCGACUGCAGAGACUUACAGAAGAUGUCCAUGAUGUUCUGCACAUUUCACUUGAGGAAGACAAUUUUUUGGACCUGAGUGGCGAUGAAGAUGAUGAACCCAAAACAGAGAUACAGUCUAUAUAUCAUGCCUUACGAGAUACCAUCAACAAUCUGUUUCAGAUGUCGAUGACCAUCCGAAUGCCAGCUCAACACGAUCGUCUCAUUGGUACAAAAAGGUCGGAUGCGGUUUUCUAUGAACAUUUUGAUCGGCAACAUGUUACUGCAAAACACCCAGAAGCGAAAGAAGAUGUACUCAAUCGUCUUGGACUCGCAAUUUCACAGCGUCGAGCCGUCAUGCGAUACCGUGAGCGUCAUCCCGCCAAGCUUGGUCAGGGUCUUGACAAGGCAAUCGAUGAUGGACAAUCAAACAAGCUAUCCGAUACAGUUGCAACCGAAUUCGUGGAAAUUCCUCUUGUAGCGAAGGGUGACUGA